Cladophialophora immunda is the source of this 2610-nucleotide messenger RNA. RefSeq lists its product as uncharacterized. Gene Ontology annotation, biological process: nucleotide catabolic process. The record is from RefSeq and is a predicted model, not a curated record. NCBI's taxonomy places the organism in Eukaryota, Fungi, Ascomycota, Eurotiomycetes, Chaetothyriales, Herpotrichiellaceae. The transcript has 2 exons. Gene Ontology annotation, cellular component: cytosol. The coding region runs from base 218 to 2053 and encodes 611 amino acids. Gene Ontology annotation, molecular function: hydrolase activity.
UAAAAUGAUAGCAAGCAUUGAGGCCGCUGUUACCGAGUAGACAACCGGUAAUUUGUGGGGUCACUUCUCGACACACUGGGUCUCACUACACUACCAUAUCUGUACGCCAUUGCGAAGCAGCCAAUAUCCGUUUGACCAGACACGAGGUUGCGAGGGUUCCUUUCAGGCGAAGUAACCGUGAUUGAAAGGAGCAGUUCUUGCGGCCCAUGUCUUUGAGAUGUUGGUCUACGCAACGGCGACUCUAGCCCUCUUGGUGGAGUUCUCUUUUUCAAAGCAACCAUCAGCUCCUGAGGCGUUCGCAUCUCCACUCAGGGAUCUGCAGUUCGGGCAGAUAAACUUCCUACAUACUACAGACACCCACGGCUGGCAUGCCGGCCACUUACUCGAGCCAUCUUUCAGUGCGGACUGGGGCGACUACGUCGAUUUCGCGGCACGACUGAAGGAGAAGUUGGACUCGGAAGGCCUUGACUUGUUGAUUGUCGACACGGGAGAUCGGAUCGAAGGCAAUGGCCUCUACGAUGCAUCCGAACCCAAGGGACUCUUCACUUUCGACAUCUUUCGCGAGCAGGACAUGGACAUCAUCUGCUCCGGCAAUCACGAGCUGUACCAGAAGAAUUCGUCCGAAAAUGAGUAUCUGAUCACUGUCCCGGCGUAUUCCGGCAGCUAUCUUGCUUCCAACCUCGACAUCAUUGAUCCAAAUACGGAGGAAUUAGUUCCCCUUGCACAAAGGUACAAGAAAUUCACCACCAAGAACCAAGGCGUUCGUAUCGUGAGCUUCGGGUUUCUUUACAACUUCGAUCGAAACUACAACAAUACUGUCGUGCAGCAAGUCGAGAGGACAGUUCAAGAGCCCUGGUUCCAGGAGGCCAUUCGCGACCGAGAAGUCGAUUUGUUUGUGGUCAUUGGCCAUGCCGCCGUACGGUCCGAAGAAUUCGAAAUCAUCUACAAGGCUAUCCGUUCCGUCCAAUGGGAUACGCCGAUCCAAUUCUUCGGCGGCCAUUACCAUAUCCGGGACUAUCGCAGGUUUGACAGCAAGUCAUACGGCCUCGCUAGCGGCCGCUUCAUGGAGACUAUUGGUUUCCAGUCAAUCGACGGUCUCUCCACGAACACCAGCGGUUCCAAUGCUGAGAAUCCCACGUUCUUUAGGAGAUACAUCGACAACAAUCUGUAUUCAUUAUAUCACCAUUCUGGCCACAACGCAUCGACAUUCCAUUCGGAGCGGGGCCGAAACAUUACAGAAGCAAUCGGAGAAGCUCGUGAAGCGCUUGACCUGGAUCAAACAUUCGGCUGUGCCCCAAGGGAUCUGUGGAUGAGCCGCGCUCCUUACCCAAGCAACGAUAGCAUCUUCUCGUGGUUGGAGGAAGACGUCUUCCCUGGCAUUGUCAGCGAUGUCAGACGAGGUGAUCGGCCGCGCCUCGUCAUCUCGAACACGGGAGCAAUUCGGUUUGACAUCUUCAAGGGAGCGUUCACCAAGGAUUCGACCUAUAUUAUCUGUCCGUUCACCAGCGGCUUCCACUAUAUCAAAGACGUGCCAUACAACAAAGCCAAGCAUCUGAUCAACAUGCUGAACCGCGGAGGUCCAAUCUUCGAGAAUGUGCAUCCUUCGUACGCCAUGUGGAAAUUGGCGCCGCCCGAACAAAUCGGUGUCAAAGAGGAUAUCAUCGUCUCAUCGGACCGCAAGCACGGCCACUCGCAAAUAUCUCUUUCGGGAGACGAUCGCGACAGCCUGACGCCGGGCUACACCACGCACGACGACUUGGGUGAUGAUGGCGACGAUACCAUCCACUCCCCGAUAUCCUUCUACCAGGUUCCUAACUGCAUCCAAUCGACCAUCAACCCACGCGCAGACAGCAUCAACCUCGACACCGACGAAGAUGUAGUCGUGGACGUCGUCUUCAACGAAUUCAUCGAGCCGUGGGUCAUCCUGGCCUUCCGGUUCCUGGGGCUCGAGUACUCGGACGACGACGUGGACCAGUACAUGCCUGGAGACAACCUGACGACCUUGAUCGCCAAGUGGGUCGCCGAGAACUGGAAGAUCCACUGCAAGGCGUGAGAGCCUGGGUCUUCGUGAGAUGAGGCAAAGAGCGAGAUGGGCGUCCGAAGACAAAAGUGUUCUCUCGGUCUUUGCAAACGUCAAAAAGAGGCGACUACGUGGAUAUCUAAAGACCGCUGCCGCCCGACGGCGCAUGCCCGAUUGUCGGCAGAUUGGAAAUACGGCGAUCACUCUCUGUUCUAUCUUGACUUUAAGCGCGAAACCAGGCAGAUACUUCCUUUUCGAACACCGUCCAAACUUGGCGUUGCCACCACAGCCUGCGUGCAGCUCCCGCCGUCCUGCAUGAUGAGCGGGAGGGAGGGAGGAAGAAGGGUGCCACAGCCCGAACAUAGAUCCUCGGCGGCUGCUUGUCAUCCACACAAGACGUUGCCGAUGUUCUCUCCAGCGGGUCUAACUGGGAAGUUGCGUCGGAUUUUCUGAUCGAGCCUCAUUGGCUCGCCGUCAACACGGAUAUAAGCCAUGUAUGAGCAGAUCUCCAUACGAGCAAAUGUGCCAGUAUAUAAGUGAUUAUAACCAUGAGUUCAGUUUUCGUCAUAAACCGGUUUAUCUACACAGAA